AUGCCAGAACCAGGGCCAUGCCUUGAUGACACGCAGAAGAGACAGCCAGCGAGCCUACAGCCAUCAGGUUUGCUAAAUCGCGAAGCCAUGCGAGGGAAAUUCUCCCUCCUUAGCAUCCUGAGCACAAACCAGGAUCAAUCCACUCCUGCUGUGGAGGAAGCAUCGACGUUUCCGACGCAGGAUAUUGUCAGAGCGGGACUUGUUAGUCAGUCGAUUGCAGAGUUCUUGUUCAGCAGCUUCAUGAAUAUCCUCAACCCGUACAUUAGCCAACUAGAUCCUAAUCUGCAUACUUUCUCACACGUCCGACAAAAGUCCGCUUUCCUCCUCAGUUCCAUCCUAGCAGCUUCGGCCAAGAUGUUUAACCCGGGUUUAUACAAAUCCCUCCACCAACACGCCGAAGACCUGCUAGUUGAUAGCUUUCGACGAGGCGAAAAGUCGACCGAAACAGCCCAGGCGAUUUUGAUCCUCACAUAUUGGAAAGAGCCAGAAGACACGCGCUCCUGGGUUACUUUGGGCUAUGUGAUUCGCAUGUGUAUUGAUCUCGGAUGGCACAAACUUCGGCCGUCGUCUAGACGGGAUCGAGAGGGUUUGACGGAGAUGCAGAUACGCGAGGCUCGCGAUGUAGAGAGGACGUGGUUUGUUCUUUUUGUCUACGACCGAAGUAUGAGUCUGCAGACUAGUAAACCGUGGAUGAUUGAGCGCAACGGGUUUUUCGAAAGCAUCGAAGUCUGGUGCAAAGACGCUACAGCGACUGACAGCGACAAUUUUCUCGGCGCCUUUGUUACACUUCGCUUGCUCACGUCCGAGGUUUUCAGGCUGCUCACUCCGCGACAGACAGAUCCAGGGCAAAACACGUUUGCUCUGCUGACGAUUAUCAGUAAUCGGAUUGACGAGUGGGAGAGCAAGUGGCUCGGUGUAUGCGAUGAAUCUGAAAGCUGCCAUGGGUUUUUGAUCCAAUUCUAUAGCACGCACCUCCGCCUGCAACUAUACUCGUUACCAUUGCAGGAAGUGCUGGGAUCAGCGCAGCAUGACGUUACGUACAGCAUGGAGGCACUUUGGGCUAGUUACUCUAGUGCGAUAAAGAUGCUGAAACUGGUUGCGCAGUACUCUCGGUUUCUGUACUUUGUGCAGGACUCGGUCCAUGUGAUGACGGCGUAUGCUGCUGUAUUUUUGAUCAAACUUUUAUUGUCUGCGCCGUCGUCUAUUGUUCGCGAAAUCGAGGAGACAACCAUGGAGACGAUGCGGACGGCUGCAGGGGUCUUCUCGCAACAGUCUGCCCCAGUCGACUCGAGCUGUUUCCUACAGUCUCGCUUUCUUUUCAAGAUUAUGUCUAAUUACGAUGAGCUGCGACAAAGUAAUACAGAUAUACAUGGAUCUGCUGGGCGGACCCCUUAUGAUAAUGGUACUAAUACAGUUGACGACUCGGGGAACGCUCCCCACCAAAUAGGUGCAUAUCUCACACCUUCUCGCCAGACCAAUGCAAAUACGGAUAGAGAACCUGGCUCUGCAGAAAGGUUUGAUUGUAUUCUGACCGAUGGUGAUGCAUGGGAGGACUUUCUUGCCAAUGCUGGGUUCAGUGUUCAGGACGGAUAUUUUUUUUCGUGA
This is a messenger RNA of Talaromyces rugulosus, 1605 nucleotides long. RefSeq lists its product as uncharacterized. The coding region runs from base 1 to 1605 and encodes 534 amino acids. Gene Ontology annotation, molecular function: zinc ion binding; DNA-binding transcription factor activity, RNA polymerase II-specific; transcription cis-regulatory region binding. Gene Ontology annotation, cellular component: nucleus. The record is from RefSeq and is a predicted model, not a curated record. The transcript is spliced from 5 exons. Lineage: Eukaryota; Fungi; Ascomycota; Eurotiomycetes; Eurotiales; Trichocomaceae. Gene Ontology annotation, biological process: regulation of DNA-templated transcription; DNA-templated transcription.